AUGUCCAGAUGCAGAGAAUCUGCGACUCUACAGUCCAACACCACAUUGUCCGAAUCUGGUCCUGUGAGCCAGCCAGCGGGUCCUGACGAGCAUCAGGCACUGACUGCCUCUGGCGCUGAGGCUGAGGAUCUUCAGGUUCCUCCUGACGAGCAUCAGGCACCGACUGCCUCUGGCGCUGCGGUUCCUCUGGUUCCUACUGACGAGCGAAGGCUGCUGGCUCCUGUCACUCCAUCGCAACUCGCCGAACCCCCUUUGCCCUCCUCCCCUGCCUCAGUUACUGGCCUUUUCUCCUCGUUAAUCCGUCAGAACCGAGAUCAGCUGCCCCAGAAGCAGCAGCAGCAGCAGCAGCAGCAGUUACUGCAGCAGGAGCAGCAGGAGUUGGUACUUCAAGAGCCGCAUGUGGAGGGCUCUUGGCGGCGGUCCGUGAAGCGAAAGGUGGAGAGCGUGGAUGGGGACGGCGAGGGGGAGGGUUUCAGAGGGAACGACUACUGGCGCUGGCGCACAGUGCAAGGCGGUGGUAGUGCUGGUGGUGAUGCUGCUGCUGGAGGGGGUGCUGACGGUGCUGCUGCGGAUGGUGGUGCCCGCGCUCAUGUGGCGUGGGUGGCUGGAGAAUUACAGGCCUUGCAGCGACUGGCGCAGCAAGGGAGGGCGGAGUCUGGAAGUGCUGGAGCUAGUUCUGUGCAGCUGGGUGCGGUUGAGAGGGGCGAGAUCGCGGGAGAGAGAUCAGAACCAGGGGGAGGGGCGGAAGCAGGGGGUCGGGCAGAAGUUGGGGAGGUGGAGAAGGGUCGGGAAAGGGAGACAGAACAACUGCAGCUGCUGCUUCAGCUGCAGCAGCGACUGAAUGUGCUGACGAGUCAGCUAGCACGCCGAGUCAGCAUGCAUAUGCUCACCACCAACGAUACUCCUGGAACGCGGAACUUUACAGAGGAUCCUGUUAUUACGAUUGACCAGCCUGCGGGAAGCGGGGUACACUAUAGCGGGGAUAAAUGCAAUGGCAACGGGUUCUUCAUUGAUGGUUUCAAUGAGGAGAAAGGAGCGGACUGGGGGGAGAAAGAGGUUGUCAGCAAGGAGCAGAUUCUGGGGAAAUCGGUUGAGAGGAAGCAGAGGGUGAAGAAGCAGGGAGAUAAGACGCAUGAAGAGAAGAAACAUGAAGAGAAGAAGGUUGAAGAGAAGAAGCAUGAAGGGAAGAGAGGCACAGGGACGGAGAAGACGAUUGGGCGUAAGGGAGUGAAGGCUGGACAGAAGGAGGGGAAUACGAGCAGGAAAAGUAAGGAGGGAAAACGAGGCAAAGUGAAAGACAGUGAAGCGGCAGCUGUGGUUGCAGGGGAGUCUGUUGCGGUCACAGCAGGAGGAGAACCAGCAGCUUUUGCAGCUGAAGAGGCGGCAGAUGCUGUAUUGUCCGGCAGGGUGGAUGGGCUGAGUGGUAGUUUAGGUGAGCUGAAUGGUAGUUCAGAAGAGCUGAACCAGCGGGUAGGCGAGUUGAGUGGCCAAGGAGAGAGGCAGACGGGGCAAGAAGAUGGGCGGAGUAGGCAGGUGGCUGAGGUGAGUGAUCGAGCGGCUGAGCCGAGCGAACAGGCAUGCGAGCUGAAUGCGCUGGAAGGAGGGUGGACUCGGCAGGUUGAUGGGGCUGGCAGUGGGGAGUCUGAGGUGACUUUUGAGUCGACUCAAAAGUCACCUCGUUACAAUGGGGCGGGCAAUGGGGAGUCUGAGCGCUGGGGAACGCAGCAGCCGCUGGGGCGGGUAGAGAGGGGUUCGCCUGGAUGUGAUGAUGUGGUGAGAGCUGCAAGCGCGGGGUCGGUUCAGAAUGGAUAUUCAGACGUAGAUGAGCGAGAACAGAGAGGUGGAGGGAAGGGCGUGGAUGGAGGCAGAGAGAGAGGGAGAUGCAAGGAGGGAGGUGGAGAGAGAGAGGGGGGCAGGGAUUGGGAUGUGAAUGGAGGCAGAGAAGAAGUUGCUUGCAGUGACACAGAGCAGGGGCCUGGAAUCGAAGGUGAUUGCAACAGGGAGUUACUGAAUGGUUGGGCUGCUGAUGAGACGGGUCUGGGUGCUGCUGAGGGUGUGGGGGGCGGUGGUGGUGGAGUAGCUAGGGCAGAAGCGACGCAUGCAAAGGCAAAGGCAGAGGGAGCAGCAGAAGGUGCUGACACCGAAGCAGCAGAAAAUGCAGUGGGGCGAGCAGCAGACGUUGCUGCGGACGCUGCAGCAGAUGGUGCGGCAGUCAGAGAAGCAGAUGGUGCAGCAGAUGGUGUGGCAGUCAGAGAAGUGAUUGUAUCACUGGGGAGAAAGGCAACAGAGGCAGAGCAGCAGACAAUGGGGGCAGACACGGUUGUGGUGGCUGGUGCAGGAGGGGCAGACAUGGGUGGAGACAGCACAGCAGAUGAAUCCACAGCAGGUGCAGAAGAAACAGGAGCAGGCAGUGUUGCAGGAGCGGAAGCAGCGGCACAAUCAGAUGCAGACUCAGAGGGAGAAGCAGAGGCAGGUGACGAAGCGGAGACUGCAAGUGGUGCGCCAUGUUCCCCUUCCCCCUCUCGGCAACGAGCAGCCACUGGGAGCUUCCGUGACUUCCUGGACUCUCCACCUGCACACGGGGCAGCAGCGCCAGGCGGGUCAGGAGGGCCAGCAGGGGCAGCAGGGGCAGCGGGGGCAGGAGAGUCUCAGUGCGGGGGCCAUGGCCCUGACGUGGAGUCUCCAGAGAGGCAGGGCUCUCUGGACUUUGCAGCUGCGAGUGUGCAAGGAGGGGAUGCGAGUGGAGGAAAGCCGGAAGGGAAGAGCAUCAGUCGAGUGGAAGAAAAUCAGGGAACUGAGGGAGGAGAAAGUGGUGGGUUCAAGCCUGCUUCUGCCCACUCCCCUGCUUCCGCCUUCUCUCCUGCUUCUGCCCGCUCUCCUGCUUCUGGCCGUUCCCCUGCUCCCGCCCUCUCGCCUGCGUUUCCUCGUUCUGAGACUGUCCCAGCGCCCUCCUUCCACGGGGAGGAAAGGACGCCCAGAGGCCGGAACCACACCAAGCACUCCUCUGCUGCAGGCGACCUAUCAACCAGCAACACUGCAGCAGGAGCAGCAGCAGGAGCAGCAGGAGCAGGAGCAGGGGCAGCAGGAGCGGCAGGUGGCAUCGCAGUGAGAGACCUCUCCUCGCGCCCCUGUGACCUCUCAGUGGCUCUGCUUCGCACUGUGGCCUCCGUAUACAUGAGGCACGGCACACACAUGCCCCUCCCCCCCGCCUUCUGGGACGAGAGGGGUGUGAACGUCUCAGGCCUGCACCAGGGGCACAGGUCUCGCGCCUCUGCCUUAGAUGGCGCACAGGACUCUGGCAGCGCUCCCCCUCCUGCCUCUUCUAAUGCUACUGGCGCUAAUAAUACCGGUGGACCUGCUGGUGAUGCGGCUGGGUCGGAGGAUGCGGUGAGGGCUCCUAACAGCGGCAGCACGUCAGAAGGAGAAGAGGCGUUCAGCCCUGACCAACCCCCAGGUUGCAUGGCCCUCCCGGACUCUACAGCGGCCAAACCUCAGCACUGGGAGAUAAGUGCUGAGGGGGAGCAGGGGAAUCCCCAGGAGAAAGCUCAGGAGAAAGCCCUGCAGGCGGCCAGUCCGAAGCUGUUUCGACAGGCGUCGGAGCAGGGAGGGGAGAGGAGAAGCAGCUGGAGGCGAAGCCUAGGGGGGCUAGGAGGUCUGGGAGGGAGCUUGGGGGGAUUGAGUGGAGGGCUGGGGGUUAUGGCAGAUAUGGCUGCCGCCUUCCCUCGCCAGGGCUCCGUGAACAGUGCUCUCAGUGCCAGACGCAGUCAACAAAUGCCGCCCGGGCCAGGCUCAGGGCUGAACGGAUCAGUUUCGGGGUUUGGAGGGGAUGUGGCAGGGAGGAGCGGGAGCAUGCAGGGGAGCAGGCUUGUGAAGAGCAGUAGCAGGAGCAGCGGUGUCAGCGGCAGCAGGCGGGGAGGAAGAGGAAGCGGAGGGGGAGUAGGUGGGGGCGGGGGCGGGGGUGGGGGAGAGGACGUGGCACGUAUUCUUGACCCGAGGUCUCUUGAGCUGCUGGCGAUUUCAGUUAAGAACGAGAAUCCUUGGGACGUGGUUGCUGCUGCUUUCUCUGCCAGCGAGUCUACAUCGACCUCUGUGUCCUCCUCCCUCUCGCCUCGCCUGCCCCCCUCAUCGACCACCUCUUCCUCCUCCUCUUCUUCCGCCUGGUCCUCUCUUGCCCUCCCCCUCCCCCUCCCUCACUCCCGACCCCCUCACAAGUCGUCCCUGGGAAGGAAGCCGAGAGGGGAUGGUGAUGGGGCAGCGGGGGAGGGAGGGGGGGAGCAAGACGGGGCAGGAGGGGCAGGAGGGGCAGGAGGGAGGGGAAAGGCAGGAGCGAGAGAAGGAACCAGGGCAAGAGGGCAACAGGAUGAUCCAAAGGGGUCGAAUCUCUCCUCUCCUCAUCUUAGAACCACCGCCAAUGCUAGGUUUCCCCUGUCAAUGUCCCUGGGCUCUCACAAUCACAAUGCAGAUGCUGCAAGGGAGGGCGUACGGAGUGGGCUGCUGAGGCUGUUCCAGGGAGGAACGCGAGGCAGGGAGAGGGGCCAAGAGGGGGCAGCAGGGGGCAAGGCGGAAGGCGGUGGAUGCGAGGGGGGGUUAGAUGAGGGCGGUCUGCAGUCUGGGGUAGAAUCCGUGCAUGAGUGUCUUUUAGCGGGUAAUUCCCCUGAAAUCAGCCCACGGCACCAGAAUCUCUGCAACCCCUCCUCUUCCACUGUGAGGCUACCACCCUCAACGCUACCCCCUGUAACGCCAUCCUCCCUGCAGCGCCCUCCUGCAGUGACCCCUCUGGAUACUGCAUCGCUGCUUUCUGACUCUGACUCCCUCUCCCCCCUCGCCUCCCCGUUCGCUCCCUCUGGCGAUGCGGGUGAGGCGAAAGAAGGGGCGAGAUCAGUGAACAGUGCGGGUUUGGACUCGGACAGUUUGGGAGGCAACAGCGACAAUGGGAGUGGCGGUGGGAGUGGUGGCAAGAGGGACGGUGGGAAUAGCGGUGGGAGUGGUGUUGGUGGUGUGAAGGUUGUGAACGGAAGAAUGCUGAUUCCACAUUCUCAGUCCGCGUUAGAGACAUCCUCUUUUGCGUUUCAGGAGCACCAGAAGCAGCAGCAGAGACUGCUGGGGCAGCAGGGGCAGGGGGGGAAGGAACUAGGGAGAGGGCAGAUGAUGGUGCAGGGAGGGAGGGCUCCGUUGGUGGGUGCUACGGCAGGGCGAGGAGCAAGAUUGGGCAAUGGACGCGGCACUGCUGCUGCUGCUGAUAGUAGCGGCGGUGCUGCUGCUGUUGCUGGUGGUGGUGGGGGGGGCAGCAGUCUUGCUGGCACCAAUGCUGGGAGGGGAGGUGGAAGAGGAGGAGGCAGGAAGAUGCAGCGUGCACAGAGCAGCAGCGCUGCAGAGCUGAUUUCCAUCAGCAGCACCUGGAAACUCGCAGCAGCAGCACCUGACGGUGUCCCCGGCCGGUACCCGCCUCCCCUGCACCUCCCGCCGUUGCACCCGCCUUCAGCGCGCCUCUCCUCCUCUGUGCACCCCUCAACACCGGCCCCUGGUAACAUUCCCGGUAUGUCUGCUGGUGUGGGGCGCAUGGGAGGUGCGUACAGCAGGGGGUGGAGGGGCGGGGAAGGCUCUCAGCAGCCCAGCUUCGCUCAUGAACCCGGAAUCGCCUUUCCCCGCUCCCACACCUUCCAUUCUGGCCCUUCCCGCUCCCAGUCCUCCCAGUCCUCCCAACCCUCCCAGUCCUCCCAACCCUCCCAGCUCUCCCAGCCUUCCCAGCCCUCCCAGCCCUCGCAGCCCUCUCAUCCUGACCCCUCUUGUCCUCGGAAGUCCCAAUCUGGGCCCCUCUAUCCCAGAGCAUCCAAAAAGUAUCCCUCAGGUAGACAGCAUCCCUUGGCGCCACUAGCUUCAGGUGCCCCUUUGGCUCUCCACCCUCUCUACGAGUCCACACAGCACCAGCAGCAACAGCAGCAGCAGCAGCAGCAGUUAGCAACCGUUCCCACCAAGCCACUGGCCCUGGCCAACCCAACUACAGCCAACCCAGACAGCUCAAUCGCAGCCCACCCAGCCGGCUCAACCACAACUGACCCAGCCGGCUCAACCACAACUGACCCAGCCGGCUCAACCACAACUGACCCAGCCGGCUCAACCACAACUGACCCGGGCGGCUCAACCUUACCCAACCCUAUCCGCACGCGUCUUCUCCUCCCAAAAAGCCCCUCUGAAGGUGCUUAUUCUGGCCGCCCGCCCAAGAGCCCUACUCCCCAUGCCGCCUCCUGCCUCUCCCCCUCUGAAGGUGCUUACUCUGGCCGCCCGCCCAGGAGCCCUACUCCUCAUGCCACCUCCUGCCUCUCCCCAUCUGAACGUGUUCUUUCUUCUAACUCCCCCUCAGCUGCGUCCCCCUACUCCUUGCUGGGACCCAAGCGGGGAAAGGGAGGGCUGGGCGUGAAAGGGGGAGAGGGCGGGGAUGGUGCAGGCGGUGCUGAUGGUGAUGGAAAGGGGAGAGGAGCAGCAGUGAAGGGAGGUGGAGCAAUAGGAGGAGCAGGAGCAGGAGGAGCUGGAGUGGCAGGAGGAGCAGGAGGAGGAGGAGUAGGAGAAAACCAGCCUCCCCACCCUCCGAUCAACACUCGCCUCUCUCCCGCCACCACUGCUGCUGCAGCCGCCACCACCGCCGCAGCCCUUGCUGCUGCUGCCGCUGCUGCCGAAGCUGCCCCUCGGCCCCGGCGGCGAGCACUACGUGGAUCAGCUGCGGCUGGUAGACCGCACCCCUCUCUCACACACAGAGUGAUUCAAAUCGACUCAAAACACACCCACCCCUCUUCGUCCCUUCCCCCCCCAUACCCCCACCCACCAGGCACUACGCACUACGUGGAUCAGCUGCGGCUGGUAGACCCUGCCAGCCUUUCACACAUGGAGAGGCUCGUCUUUUGGAUCAACGUGUACAACGCCCUCUUGCUCUCGACAUACAUCACCAACGGCUGUCCCGACACUCACCUGCGCCGCAUUGCUCUGCUGCAGACCGCGUCAUACACCAUAGGGGGCCAUGCAGUCACAGCCACAGACAUCGAGUUUGCCAUUCUCAGAGCUCCAGCUGCCAGGCCCUCGCCUCUGGCCAAGGCACUAAACGCCACGCCCUUUCCGCCAGAUGACCCGAGGCAGCAGUGGGUGGUGGGGGAGGCGGAGCCGCUGGUGUCGUUUGCUCUCUCGCCGGGAUCCCUGAGUGCGCCUGUGCUGCGAGCCUACCUUCCACACUCCCUGCAAUCGCAGCUGGAGCAUGCCAGGGACCUCUACCUCGCCAGCUGCAUCGGCAUGACUGCUGACAACCGCCUGGAGCAUGCGAGAGACCUCUACCUCGCCAGCUGCAUCGGCAUGACUGCUGACAAGGCGUGUGCCUCCCCCGCCUCCUCAAGUGGUCAGAUGGUGAACGCACAGAAGGGAGUGCUGAUUGAAUGCGACAUUCCCAUGGCACAGUAUAUUAUCUUUCUUGACAGCAAAAGGGGAGGGGCCGAGAAGUUCAUUCUUCAGGUUCUAGACGACACUCAUCUGUUGAUUCUAGCGGAUGCAGCAGACAUGGUGCAGAAGAUGUGCCGUGAUUGGAUGGAUGCCAACACAGACACACAAGGGCGGGGCGCUGACGUCGUGGCGGUCCCAGACACGCACAAGGGUGAGGCGCUGACGUCAUGGCGGGUGGAUGACAGUGACAGCAGCUACCACUCACGCUACUUCCGCAUCCGCUUCGCCCGCCAGGACGUGGGACUGCGGGAGGUCGCCUGCUUCCACCUGCCCGUGCGCCAAAAGAGACCGUUCGACGAGCCUGUCUCUCUCCGCUUUGAGCUCCUCCACGCGCCCUUCACAGCGGGUCGGGGCAACGUGCCCCCUGACGACCUGGACCCAGUGGCGCGGCAGAUAGUGCGCAUUCCGGGCGGCAUGUGGCACCACGUGCACGAGUACACGCCCGUCACAUUCGACACCAUGCACUUCGCCCAGCUCGAUGUUACGGUGCAUGCCGCCAUGCUGCACUUCUCCAAGCCUCCUCUCCACUCUGCCCCUCGACCCAGGGUUGUGCGUCCAGUGAAACCCCCUCCUGCCACACUCCCUCCGCCGGCGGAUUUGCCUCCAAUUACCUUCUACACCACUGACAACUCCUCACAACCGCUCACCCAGCAGCCCGCCUCUACCACUACAUCUCAGGCUAACAGCGCCCCUGCUGCUACAUCCCAAAAUGACAGCACCACUGCAGCGACUGCUGCUGAUGCUCCCAGUGCUGGUGGUGGCGGCAGCUUGGGUGGUGCAGGCGGUGCAGACGGGGGUGCAGCUGCAGACGACACUGCUGUAGCUGCAGGUGCAGGGGCAGCAGCAGAUGCAGCAGGGGCAGGGAGUGUCGCAGCAACUGCAGCAGCAGCAGCAGCAGCAGCAGGGGCAGUGAGUGGCGCAGCAACAGCAGCAGGAGCAGCAGCAGGGGCAGGGGCAGGAGGCCAUGUGGAGGAGGGCAGCGAGGAGUUCCAUGAGGCGGAGGGUAGCUUUGGUGGGGCGCAGGGGGAGCAGGGUGGCGUGGUGGGUGGCGGCGUGGUGGCGGGUAAUGAUGUGGCAGACAAGUCGAGUCCAGAUGAGGUGCUAAAGAGCAUUCCCAUCGGAGGUGGGGAGGCUGCUGCUGGUGCAACCGGAGGGGGAACUGGAAUCACAGGUGGUGCGGGCAAUGAGAAGGAUGGAGAGGGGCCUUUGGCGGGCAAGGGAAGGAGCGGAGAGGAUUCUGGAGCAGUGGAGCAGGAGAAGAAUGGCAAGGCGAAGGUGAGUGUGUGUGAGUAA
Molecule: messenger RNA, 8775 nt
Organism: Closterium sp. Naga37s-1
Lineage: Eukaryota; Viridiplantae; Streptophyta; Zygnematophyceae; Desmidiales; Closteriaceae
Source: the annotation of a GenBank genome assembly